CUUACCAGGGGCGCGCGCGCGCCAAACAAAGGCAGGCAGGGCGCGCAGACACCGGGGAGUGACUGACCCCACCUCACGCCCCACCCCACCACCCCCGGCGGGGACCCCGCGGACGAAGCCAGCCCGGAGGAGAGAGCGGGGCUGGCGGGUGGGCGAGAGGCGCUUUCGGUGAGCCACCAUGGCCAUCGCCCACAUCGCCACCGAGUACGUCUUCUCGGACUUCUUGCUGAAGGAGCCGUCGGAGAGCAAGUACAAGGGGCUGCGGCUGGAGCUGGCCGUCGACAAGCUGGUCACCUGCAUCGCCGUCGGGCUGCCCCUGCUGCUCAUCUCGCUGGCCUUCGCGCAGGAGAUCUCCAUAGGUACCCAGAUGAGCUGCUUUUCUCCAAGUUCGUUUUCCUGGCGCCAGGCUGCUUACGUGGACUCCUACUGCUGGGCGGCUGUACAGCAAAAACAGCUUUCAGAGAGCGACUCGGGGCACCUUCCACUCUGGCUUCAUAAAUUUUUCCCAUACAUCCUCCUGCUGGUUGCAAUCCUACUGUACCUGCCAUGUCUCUUCUGGCGCUUCACCUCGGCCCCCCACCUUUGCUCAGACCUGAAAUUUAUUAUGGAAGAACUCGACAAAGCCUAUAACAGGGCAAUCAAAGCCGCAAACAGCUGCCGCAGUGGGGACGUGAGGGGCUCAUCUCCAGCCAUUAAUGAGAAUAUGGCUCAGAGUUUCUGGGAAAUAUCCGAAAGCCACUUCAAAUACCCCAUUGUGGAACAGUACCUGAAGACGAAGAAGGGCUCCAAGAGUUUAAUAAUCAAGUACAUUGUUUGCCGUUUGCUGACCCUGGUGAUCAUUCUGCUUUCCUGCCUCUACUUGGGAUAUUACAUCAGCCUCUCCUCAAUGACCGAUGAGUUUAUCUGCAACAUCAAAACCGGGAUAUUGAAGAACGACACCACUGUUCCCGAACGCGUCCAGUGCAAACUAAUUGCCGUCGGUGUCUUCCAGCUCCUCAGCUAUAUCAACAUCAUUGUGUACCUCUUGCUCAUGCCCAUUGUGGUCUAUGCGCUGCUGGUCCCUUUCAGGCAGCGCACAGACAUUCUGCAAGUCUACGAGCUCCUGCCGACGUUUGAUGUCCUCCAAGUCAAGACCAAACACUACAACGACUUGAGCCUCUACCUCCUCUUCCUCGAGGAAAACGUCAGCGAGCUUAAAUCUUACAAGUGCCUCAAAGUUCUGGAGAACCUGAAAGGCAGCGGCGAGAAGUUCGACCCCAUGCAACUCUUGAUGAAUCUCGGCUCGAUUAAAACGGACGUUGCGGACGGCAAGUCAGCCACCGUCAAAGACGACUCUGGAAAGAAAGCAGAGCCGGAAAAGGCAAACAGUGAGAUAGAAUUGAAGGGUGCAACAGAACAGACGUCACCUGGCAACGGAGCAAAAGCAGGUAAAGAAGAUGCCAAACUUCGCCAGAGGCUUCUUGAUUCUUCUUGCUGAUGGGCCCAUGUAGCGAUUUGUGGAUUGUGACUCUUCUUCCCAGUUACUCCAGCGUAAGCCAUACUGAACACUGGAUGCUCUUCUCAUUGUUGAGUGUGUAAGCGGGCUGGGAGUUGGAAAACCACUCUGGGGAGACGGUGUACUCCCCAAGACUCCGUUGUGUCUUCCUGGUGGCCCUCUGGCUGGCAUCAUCCCUUCAGUCCAGAGUGCCAGGUCUUUCAGCAUCAUGUAGCGAGAAGAACAAGACUCAUCAGUAGUUCGAAACUACUUUAUUUACAACCUGUGUACAGAGACUUCAUAAUCACGUCUGUGUUCUCCGAACUACAGUACAGAACUGCGACACAACAGAAGUGAAACUAAACACAUACAAUAACAACCUCAGAAGGAAGAGAUAAGACAGUCUUCCGUUCCCACUCUCUCUCUCAGUCACUCAUGUGAUUUACACCAAACCUAACAGUCCUUGCUGAAGCAGCUAAGGAUCGCUAAAAUACUAACAGGCAAACCAUAGUUUACAAGCUUUUUAUAUGCCUAUGUUUACAUGCCUGCCCAGCCCCUAUGUCUUCUGGCCAACUGUUGAGGUUAUGUAUGCCAAUUCUGUGGGAUAGAAACGAUGGAAGAAAGCCCAUGUUGUAAGUAAGACACAGAGAGAAAUAUACUGGGUGACCCGAAGGAAAAAGGAGUUAGCUCUUCUCUUCUCCCAAUUGAACCCUUGGGGCCUAGUUGUACACAGGUGUGGAUAUCACAGCAUAAGCCUAACUAUGUCUACUCUGAAUUAAAUCCUAUUGAAUUUAAUGCAACUUACUCCUAGGUAAGGAUUGCGGCCUUAAUCACUCUAGACUUGAGUCUGGUUCGCAUGUGUGCAUGUACGCACUUGUUUCCUGUUUGAUUAAUGACCAUGCACUUAAAACCAAGCUAACCAGCAACUAGACCUCUGAAAUUAGGAAUAUUUCAUGGACUUGGAUAAACCCGAAGAGGUGGAGUGAACUGUGGAGAUAAGACUGCAGGGGGAAAAUGCUGGUUUUUUUCAUGAUCUUUCCAAACAUGGGGAAAUCAUGUCCUCUUUCAGUUGUUUGUCGAAACAAAUAUGCACCUGCUAAAUAUAUACAUAUUUAAUCUGCUGUGGUGUCAGAACCACCACUGUGAUGCAGAAUAUAUGCAUAAUAAUUCAGGUAACUUGCCUAAACGGUUCUAGUUACAGGUAGGUAGCUGUGCUGGUCUGCCAUAGUCGAAACAAAAUAAAAAAAUUCCUUCCAGUAGCACCUUAGAGACCAACUAAGUUUGUCAUUGGUAUGAGCUUUCGUGUGCAUGCACACUUCUUCAGAUACCUGAAGAAUCUGAAGAAGUAUCUGUGCAUGCACACGAAAGCUCAUACCAAUGACAAACUUAGUUGGUCUCUAAGGUGCAACUGGAAGGAUUUUUUUUUAUAUUGCAUAAACGGUGCUCCUCUUGUUCUCGUUAUUUCAGUUGUGACGCACAUGCAAGAGAGCCAUCUGUGUGCCCCUUGGGAUUUCCCUGCAAUUUUCUGUGUGGGAAAUGCUUUGGACUUUCCUUGGUCAGCUGCUCCUGUGUUUCUGGGGAAGGUGCCCUACAGUCACCCCUGCUCCCUUAGAGAAAAUGGACAGCCCUAAAAACUGAAUUAGACCUGUUGCUUUGGGAAGAUGACUGACCGCGAAACUGGGCUUUCUUUGCAGCCGGGGUUCCUCCUUGCACAGAGGAACUCCUCAUGCGCACAAGUGUAGAUCUCUUUCCCAUUAUAUCCAAAGGCGUUGGAUGUUGCAGGCAGCAGCAGCAGCAGCAGCCAGGGUGCAGCCGUGACAUGACAGAAGCAGCAGCAGUGGGUGGGGCUGCCUUGUAGGGACUGCAGCCCCCUCGGGUGCUCUUCAAACUGCAAGCAGGAAAAACCUCUUUUAAGGACAAGGCUGCUCGUUUUGAAAAACACCAUUUCAGCGCUAUCCGCAUUGAUGCAGUGUUUUCUUCUAUUGCUACUCUGUGGAGAACCUUUGUGCCUACAGAUGUCCCUGAGCUACAAGUCCCCUCUUCAUGGGCCAUGCUCCUGGGGCAGAUGGGAGCUGUAGUUUAACAAAGGGCCAGAGGUACCUGCAUUAAGGGGGAUUUGACAAAGAUCUACAAUAGGGCUAAAACCAACCUUGACCUUACCAACUGUUGCCUGCAGCAUUGAGUGUCGAUGGUCUUUUAACAGUGACAAAAUGCAGCUAACUGUGUGAUUAUUCGUGGCUUAAAGGGAGGUUUUGUAAUGUUCAACCCGGACACUGAGGUCCAGCUCCAAGGGCCUUCUGGCGGUUCCUUCCCUGCGAGGAGUCAGGUUACAGGGAACCAAGCAGAGGGCCUUCUCGGUAGUGGCGCCUGCCCUGUGGAAUGCCCUCCCACCAGAUGUCAAGGAAAUAAACAACUAUCGAUCUGACUUUUAGAAGACAUCUGAAGGCAACCCUGUAUCGGGAUUUUUUUAAACAUCUAAUCAUGUUUUACCAUUUUUUAUGUGCUGUAAGCUGCCUAGAGUGGCUGGGGAAACGCAGCCAGAUGAGCAGGGUAUAAAUAAUAAAGUUGUUGUUGUUAUUAUUAUUAUUAUUAUUAUUAUUAUUAUUAUUAUUAUUAUUUACUCAUGGUGUGAUGUACAGGUAGGGGAAGAUUGUAGAUCUGUCAUCCCUGCCCAACCCCCAGCGUCUUUGGAUAAAAGACUGGCAAUUGCAGUAUACCUUUGAGACCAGGCAUCCCCAAACUGCGGCCCUCCAGAUGUUUUGGCCUACAACUCCCAUGAUCCCUAGCUAAUGAGACCAGUGGUCAGGGAUGAUGGGAAUUGUAGUCCAAAACAUCUGGAGGGCCGAAGUUUGGGGGUGCCUGUUUGAGACUCCUGAAAGCUGCUGCCAGUUGUAGUAGGCAGAACAUUUUCAGUAUAUAUGUAUAUGUAUGUAUACAGUGGUACCUCUACUUACAAAUUUAAUGCGUUCCGAACACACAUUUGUAAGUCGAAAAAAAUUGUAAGUCGAAUCCCAUAGGAAUGCAUUGGGAGAAAAAAAUCGUAAGUCGAAGCAACCCUAUCUAAAAAUUCGUAAGUAGAAAAAAUCCUAUCUAAACCGCAUCCAAGAUGGCGGACGGAGCUCCAUUUGUAAGUAGAAAAAAUUCUUAAGUAGAGUUAUUUGUAAGUAGAGGUACCACUGUAUAUAUAAAUCUCUGUGUGUGAUCAUGUUCACUUUGCAUAGGAGUAUUGCAUGAAGUAGACUUGGGGGGGGGGGCGUGUUGCAUAAGAUGUUGACAGCUUGAAACAUUUCAAGUACUACUGCAAUUAUGUUUGAACAAAAUGCCUAACUGCAAUGUGACAACAGUAAGAUUUGUCGCAUUUGUUAGUGGCUGAACCAAAAGUCAUUUAUAAAAAAGAUGUGUAUGAAUAAACGUUGCCUCCUUGUGACACGUUUUCUGGAUUCUCUUGUCUUCGCUGAAUGGGAAAUGAUUUGGAAACGAAUAAUAAAUCUACCAGCAGCACUUGA
Messenger RNA from Zootoca vivipara (common lizard), 4980 nucleotides. It is a transcript of the gene PANX1, whose product is annotated as pannexin 1. Gene Ontology annotation, cellular component: plasma membrane. Gene Ontology annotation, molecular function: wide pore channel activity. Gene Ontology annotation, biological process: positive regulation of interleukin-1 production; cell-cell signaling; monoatomic cation transport. The record is from RefSeq and is a predicted model, not a curated record. NCBI's taxonomy places the organism in Eukaryota, Metazoa, Chordata, Lepidosauria, Squamata, Lacertidae.